AUGACAUCGUUCCUUUUCUGCUGCAUUACACCAUUUGUGGGACUCGCCCUGCAAGCCGCACAACCAUCUCUUUCAACAGAGGAAGUGGAAGACAGACUCCCACGUCUGCGCACUGUGUUAGCUCCAGUGCGUACCUACGGCUGCCCUCGCCAGGAUAAUGAUUCUGACUGCGGGGUGUUUGUCUACAUCUACGUGAAGGAGCUUGUCGCCCACGACUUCAGCAAUCUCGAAGAGGGCUUGCAAGCGCCUCUCACCUACGGUGCCUGGCAGCUCCGGCGGAACCUGCGCGCAGACGUGGUCCUCAUGGGUAACAAUCUUCUAAUUCGGGCCCUGAUCGCGGAGCGGUGUGUCAUUCCGGAUCAAAAUCCGCCUCUCAGAAACAAGUCAAACACAACAUUACCGCCAGAGUUUGUCGAGCUGGACAAGAUGCUUCGUGAUGCAGUGGCGGAUAUCGACAACACGCAAUGCCAACUGAGGUGCGCUGAAGAGGAGAUGGAGCGCGUGGAGGGCAAGGUGGAUGCCUGGGAACUGAUGGCGGUGUGGGCAGAGAUUGGGCGACUACGCGCGCUCGUCAGUCCGGCGGGGAGAACCCCAACCUCCGCCUCUCCUGCAGGCGGCGCCUGUUUCGUAGCCACUAGUCAGCGGGCUACCCCCGACCAGGGCGGAGAUGCAGAGGCACUGCGCAUUGCGUCGGCCGUUGUGAGGAACCUGCUAGUGAACACCCAACCAGUCGAGCAAUCACGGAAUGGUGUUGCACAACCCGGGCAGGCAUUGCGGCCCAACCUGUUUGUCCUCGCGGGCGCCGUGUCCGAGGUUCAUUCCGCAGCGAUGGCAGGGCAUGGAAGGUCGCAUGAGACACAGGGCGAAAGUCAGGGACUUGAAGGGUCACGGGCUGGGUUUGCCGGCGUUCAUUUGCAGCGCGAUGGGCUAUGGGUGGCUCGUCUGGUAACCGAUCCUAAAGCUCCUACCACCAUUGGGCUCGGGUCUUUCGAUGACCAGAUCGUCGCCGCAAAGGCUUUUGCGGCAGCAGCACAUGUGGUCCGUCGUGACAAACCAGUCCGCGGUAGGGUGCUCCCACUUUCGCUUGAAGAGCAAGAGCUCCUGAUAGGCUUCACUACACAGCACGUCAUUGCCCUCUCCCGGGUCCGGGCAUGGGGCAGCUGGAUGCGAUGGUGCCAAAAGACUGAGGAGAGGGGAAUCGUUAUUGCCCCCCCUGCAGCAGCUGAGAGUGCACCUGCAAUGGCUCCAACGGCCGCGGAUGUGAUCGCCGCCGCAGAAGUUGACUUGCCUGGACGGGACCACAUGGUCUCCGCUUAG
This is a messenger RNA of Closterium sp. Yama58-4, 1317 nucleotides long. The record is from the annotation of a GenBank genome assembly. Lineage: Eukaryota; Viridiplantae; Streptophyta; Zygnematophyceae; Desmidiales; Closteriaceae.